CUGUUUUUUUUUCAGUUAAUUACUAUUGGCUUUUUCAGUGGUUCAGCGACUGUUAACAGUGUUCAGAAGGUAAAACUGUCUUGUGAUCGAGGUGUUAUUCGAUGGAUACAGCCAUCUGGAGCUGCUCAAAUUAGCAUUGCUCCACGAAAUGGUAAACCAAUUACGAUAUGUUUUAAGGUCAAUCACUUGGUGGAAGAAACAGUAUCUAUUCGUCUAAUCAAUUUGACUCCACUAUGGUCUCAUGAAAUUGCCAGUAAAAGUAUUGAAUGCUUCGAUUCUGUUAGUUCUUUACAACUGAUACUGGAAGCAAAAAAUAGUGAAAAAUGGACAAAACCAAUAAUUGUUCAAAUCUCUUAUGAAGUUCCAAUUUUUGGCAUCAAAUUAAAAAAUGAACCGCAGUAUUGCAAUCAAUGCAACGUAAAAGAAAUUGGUGAUGCCUUUUGUAGGGCUGAUUUUGGAUGUACUUUGCUGAAUGACAAUGGAGAAAGUCGAAUAAUUAUUGCCCAGACACUGCUUGGAAGUACAUCGGUGGUUUGUGCUCCAACAAUUUCCGAAUUUAAUAGCGCUGCCAGCAAACUUGGAGCUGCAGCUCAUUGUCUGUGGCAAAUGGACAGUAUUCAACAGAAUGACCAACGAGAAAUCUUCUCAAAUAAAAAGAUUACAGUGUACUUGCUUGAGAAGAAAGCUGAAGAAGACCGUUUGAGUUUUGUAGUUUGGGAAAACUGCCGAUAUGCAGACAUGACAAGAAUUCUUGUCUUCCUCAAAACUAUUGUAACUCCACCACUUUAUGCUGUCUUUUUGAAAUUGGAGUUUGAUGAGAUGUUUCUGAUUGUCGAAGAAUCUAUUGUGUUUUAA
Messenger RNA from Enterobius vermicularis (human pinworm), 855 nucleotides. Lineage: Eukaryota; Metazoa; Nematoda; Chromadorea; Rhabditida; Oxyuridae. The record is from the annotation of a GenBank genome assembly.